GAUCGAUCUUCUGAGAUGGUUACUGCUGUGCAGAACCAAGAGAUGGGUGCACCAUUUUGGUGCAAAACGUGCAAGUGGUUGUUUAAGCAUGAGGAAUCCUAUGGUUUGACCAAAACCGAGGAAGGUUUCACCUGUGGCAAAUGCAAGGGUGAGAUCACCGUGAUGGGAUCAGCAGCUCAGCAUGCUUUCAACGUGCGUGAGAAGGAUAAGACCAAACGAUGGGGACCGAAGGGCGAUGGCCAAGGCCACCCCUCGGAAAAGGCACCUAUCACUCCAGCGCCUCAAGGUGAAGGUGACCCAUCGGAAAAGGUGCCUAUCACUCCAGUCCCUGGUGGGCAAGAGGACAACAGUGGAGGCUCAGCGCAGACGGAUCCGCUGUUUCCUUGGUUUUCGGAUCUUGGUGAUGAAAAGGGUACACCGGAGUGGUACAAUUACUUGCAUGAAGCGGUAUGCCGAAAGGGUAAGCCGUAUCGUGAGUUGGCCGAAGAGUUUGUGCGGUUCAUCUCCUUGUUGAGCGAGGAGGGGAUGGCAAAGUACGGCAAGGACUACAAGUCCUUGAAACACCAGAACAAAGAGCUCUCUAAGGUUAAGGCCUGCGAGGAGGCAAAGUGCGCUUUGGGAAGUAGUGACCGCUGCUGGGAGCCUGUUUACGGAGGUUCCUUAUGGGAUCAGUGGCCUGUCCCUGGUGGGUUGUGCCAGAAGGGUGCAACACCUCUGGUGUUGGUUGGAGAUGCCCCCGAUAUCAGUGUUGGCAGGAUGAUGGAUUUGUUUUCAAUGCUGCCAAUGAUUGGAGCUGAGAUUUGUGUCGAUGGUGAGGCACAAAAGGAUCAGCAUCCUGAAAGGUUGAAGGAGUGGCAGAGAACGGACUGCCUGCCAUUGAAUGUCGUGUGUAAUGGCAUCCGCUGGGUUGCUGACUUGAUGUGCCAGUCCGUGCCUAACAAGGACCCAAAUGGUGUGUUGCCAAAGUGGGCCUUUUGGAUUUACUCCAACUACAAGGAGCUUCAGUAUGCGAUGGCUGGACACAACAGGGAUCUGAUGACGUGUGAGGAGACACGUCCUGUUUUGAGUUGGGAAUGCAGUUGCCCAUGGCACAGCACCAACGCUUACGUGUUGAAGCACAAGGUGUACUUGCCUGUGCACCUUCUUGUAAAUGUAGUCUCACUAGUGCUGAAGCACUUGGAGGAGCUGAAGGCGGAGAUGCUUCAGUUGGAAGCACUGGUGGCCAAAGAUGUGAAUCGACAGCAGCUGCAGCAGGAACUCAAGCGAAAGGCUGAGGAGCAGGAGAAAGAUGAGGAGGCGAAGAAGCCUAGGGUUGAAGAGCCCGCUAUGCAAGCAGCACCUGCUCCAGCAGCCAGUGGUGUGCCCCAGUUUGCCCUGACUGAAGAGGCAUUUCGUCGUACUGCAGAGAUGGUGACUCAGAAUCUCCUGCAGACGAUGCCUAUGUUGGCGGGAUUGGGGCAGCCUGCUCCUGUGGUGGCACCCACUGGUGCACCAAUGGUGGAUCAUUCGGGUGUUAUGGCUGCGCGCCAGGAUGAGCUAGGGGACAGGCGUGCAGCGGCCCAGGAUAGGCGUAAAGCUUGGAUCGAUCAAGCCUGGAAGAAGGCUGAGGGUGAGGAGAAUCUUGAUGAUUUCCUUGAGUUGGAGAGAUGGUUGUGGAAGGUUCUCGGGUUUUUCUGCAGCCGUCUUAAGCCAUGGCAUUCGGUGCUGUAA
Symbiodinium sp. CCMP2456 is the source of this 1710-nucleotide messenger RNA. The record is from the annotation of a GenBank genome assembly. Lineage: Eukaryota; Dinophyceae; Suessiales; Symbiodiniaceae.